Molecule: messenger RNA, 4597 nt
Organism: Salmo salar (Atlantic salmon)
Lineage: Eukaryota; Metazoa; Chordata; Actinopteri; Salmoniformes; Salmonidae
Gene: mxd1
Product: MAX dimerization protein 1
Biological process (GO): negative regulation of transcription by RNA polymerase II
Molecular function (GO): RNA polymerase II cis-regulatory region sequence-specific DNA binding; DNA-binding transcription factor activity, RNA polymerase II-specific; protein dimerization activity
Source: RefSeq, a predicted model, not a curated record
UAUCUAGCUUCUCUUUUGACCUAGUAUUUAUUUUUUUAUAACCAUUUUCGUGUCAGCCUUUGCAGCUCGAGACGACCCACACGUGAUCGGCCAGCAUAACUAGGCAGCUUGUUAGUUACAGUAUUUGAAUUUGACGAGGCUGUUUUCACGUUGGAUAGCUAACUAUAUUCGCUGGUUCGAAAUUUCGAAUAGAUCUCACAUUAUUUUUAUUUUUUUAUAUAUGGUUAUAUCACAAGCGUACCUAAUUUUGAUAGGUAAGGCAGACUGUAUGAAGUUAAUUUGUUAACCGGGUAGACGUUAGUUUUUCUUGCCAGCUUGAGCUGCUGUACAUUUUCUGUCCGGCUAAUAAAUUAUAACGUAAUUUGUUUUUGAGAGCCAUCUGCGGAUUGUCAUUUUUACUUUUAAGAACAAGGCUUUCUGCCUGAAAUAUUUGUGUUAGUGAUUCCACAAACAUUGUAGCUAGCUAGCAUUUAGCUUACUUGUACCCGUAACAGUGAUUGUAACCGCGAGCUAGCAUCAGCCAAGCGAAUUUGACAAAGUAUUUAGUCAAUGUUAUUGUUGAAAAUGGCGGCGAUCGAAAUGGUGCAGAUGUUGAUCGAAGCAGCAGAAUACCUUGAUCGCAGAGAAAGAGAAGCUGAACAUGGCUAUGCCUCCAUGUUACCUUUCACCAGCAGCAAAGAGAAGGACAGCUUGAAACGGAAAAAUAAAAGCAAGAACAACUCCAGUAGCAGAUCCAUACACAACGAGAUGGAGAAGAACAGAAGAGCACACCUACGGCUGUGUUUAGAGCGAUUGAAAUCCCUCGUUCCAUUGGGACCAGACUCCAACAGGCAUACCACCCUCAGCCUGUUGAUGAGAGCCAAGAAACACAUCGGGCGGUUGGAGGAGAGCGAGCGGAAAGCCCAGCAUACCUUAGACCAGCUGCAGAGGGAACAGAGGCACCUGCAACGACGUCUGGAGCAGCUAGGGGUGGAGAGAACACGUAUGGACAGCACAGGAUCCACCGUCUCUUCCGACAAUCCUGACUCAGACCUGGAGGAGGAGCUGGAUGUAGACGUGGAGGGGACUGACUACCUGCUGGGGGAUCUGGAGUGGAGCACCAGCAGUGUGAGUGACUCUGACGAGAGGGGAAGCCUGCGCAGCAGCUGCAGUGAUGAGGGCUACUCCAGCGCCAGCCUGCGCCUGCAGAACCAAAACACUCAGGAGACCGCCAAGCAUUUGGGCUGCAGCCUAUAAGAGCACAGCCCUCAACCUCUGGCCCACGUGCAAUGGCGUCCCUCUAUCAUCAAGUUAACUCGCACCCACCAACCAGUCUCUGCCAAUCAGACCUCACUCCCAGCAGGACUGGCCUUCUGACAAAGCCCUCUCCUCCAGCUGUAUUCCACCUCUCUUUCACCCUCAGACCUCCCAACACCUGAGACAUCAUCAUCCCAUUUCAACCGUCCAUCGGCCAACCAAAAUGGAAGAUCAGUCUCUGGUACUGCCCAUUCAGAGCCUCUGGUUCAAUAAGAUGAGUAGGAUUUGGAAGACACUCCUCCAUCCAUCCCUUUCUGUGUCCACCACCUCCCUCCCUUCCUGCUCUGCUGUUUGUUUCAGUGUAAGAGCAGAGAGGUGACUUGACUGUUUUCACGUAUCCAUGCUGUUUCCCCCUUCCAGCAUCCGAGAACGAAAGACUUCAGCUAGAGAAUGUUAUUACAACACUACACCUACACCUCACUGCCCCCCCCCUUCCUCCCUUCGACCCCCCCAGCUCUAGCUCCCAUCUCGCCCAUUUCUCCAAUGAGACUGGCCCCUCCAUAGGUGGUGGUACAAACGAUCGGCACAUGGAUGGUAUUUAGCACUUAGAGACAGUAUAGGAAGGGAUUGUCUGGGUCGAAAAGCUGUGGUCAUUGUAAUCAAUAUACUGUUUGUCUCUUUAAGACAUUGCAGCUAUUGUAGUAAUGUUAUCAGGUGUAGUCUAUUAGUAAGUGUUUAUGGUAAAUAAUUGUCUACCUGCACUGUCUACAUGUAAAGUCCUCACUGGGAGUUCUACAACACUAAGCAUGGGUGUGAUUUGAUGUCAUCCAUGUUCCACAACCACUUCAUUGUUGCGAUCGGCAGCAAUACAUCAUCCCUCUCCUCUACCUGGCUUAGCGGUUGGAUAGAUACCUCCAUGUUUUUGGCUCUUAUAAUGGGGGGCUAUUACAUUUUAGUUUUUAUUUUGGCAUACCCUGUACUUUCAAAUCCACACCUGCCAUUCUGAAUUUUUAUGAUGAAAAAUAAGUUGAGGAAAAAAACUUGUUUUGAAGAACAAUGUGCAGCAUGAGAUUGUUACGGGGUAUCUUUUAUCUUCCUCUCUCUGAUGACGGUGGCGUCUAACUCAUCUUUUAAUGUGAUGGUCUGUGUUGCUGCUAGUCAUGUCCUGUAGCCAGUGGUAGUCACUUGAAUAUGUGCUGAAGUUAUACAGACAGACAGUAAGUUACCGGUAAUUGUUGAAAGUAGACCAGUGGAGGGAUUAAAGCACAUUCCAUGUUCGAGAGAAAGGCCAGAUGGAGCAUUACCUUCAUCCAUAUUUAUGAGGGAGUGUUUUCAGUUUUUAAAGCCAGGAAGGAUCUAGCUAUCUGCUUCAGGUUACCCACAAGCAGAACACAACAGAUGUGCUGACUUGCUUUGCCUUUGGGUCAGAGCACAGUACAAGGAAGAUAAAUGUCUUGUGAGUUUGUUCACCUCUGGAAAGAAAAGAGCAGAAAGGCUACUGUACACUAAAGAUACUCUCCUCUGCCUUGUCUAUAUACUUAGAUAUUGUUUAUGUAAAUAGUUUACACAUCUGUUUAUCAAAAAGUAUUUAUAUUAGAUGUAAAUAUAUAGAUAUAUCUAUUUAAUUGGUUGUCGCUUUACAAGUUUUUGUUGUGAGGGUUUCUAUGUGUGGUUGGUUUGCACAGCAUAGUCGAUCCAGAGCUUUUUAGAUCUGGAAUUUGUGCCUAUAGGCUUUUGUGUCCUUUCAUAAUUGGCACGGUGCUCCUAGAAUUGAAAUUGUUUUAUUUGUGGUUGAUUAUAUUUAUCCAUUUUAAAAAUAUAUCCUCUUUGUCAACAGGUAAAUAAUGCAAAAAAAAGUAUUAAUAUAAAAAUGUAUUACAUUGAAAAGAGGAGCUGGUGUGUGUGUUUGUGCUUUGGCAUUGCUGUGACGGUGGGAAGCUACAGUGGGCUUUCUCCCUUUGUGCCUGGGGGCCUUAAACAAAAUGGCUUCUCCACCCAAGAGAUUAUAACACAUUGUAGAAAGAGCAGGGAUUGGUGGGUUCAAUAACCAGGGGAUAAGAUGGGGAGGUUUUCAGCAGCAUUUGAAUGUAGUCGACUAGCCUAUAAUAUAUCUCCCCCUGCACUGUUGCAGCACAAUGCCAAAGGAACCUCAAACUGUGUCACUGCAGAAUCUCGUUAGAACGGGAAGACCGUUGGUACACCAAAAAAAUCCUUAAAAAAUAGGAGUAUGAUUGUUUAGUCUAUUUGUGUGGAAUGCAGCACUUCUAUGUAAUUUUAAACCCCUAUCCAAAAAGAGAACGAUGUAGUCAUACUAGAAGGGGAAUGUUGUGAAUUGAGUACACGACUGAGACUGGUGCUAUGGGGCAGGUGUAUGUACGUCUUGUCACUGUCUUCAGAGAGAAACUAUAAUGGUUUGGGAGAGGGAGGGUUGUUUUUAAUGGGAAAAAACUGUUGCAUUUCUAUGGAUGUUUUUAUUGGUUUACUAUUAAAAAGGUGAAAAACAGUCUCACUUUUCAAAGAAAAGCUAAUGUAUUAUUAAAGCUAAGCAUUAUUGUCUGUUAUUGGGGAGCCACACACUCCUCUCCUUCCCUCUCUCCCUGUCCAUGGCCUGUUUUAUACGUCUUCCACUCCUACUUGUGUGUGAAUGUGACUCCCAUAGAGAAGAGAUCCUGAUUCAUUUCUAUGGUGUUCCCCCCCCAUCCUUCACAUGCUGUGGGCCAGCCACCAUGGUGCAGAGGGAGCAGACUGGGCUGUGUAGUAUAGCUGCAGCUGUCCUCCCUCCCUGUAUAACACUCUGUUAACACCCUCGGUGCUUCAGCCUCUGCCUUAAGAGCAGGUGUGGAUUCUUAAAAAAUAACAAGAAGAUCAAUGCAGUUGGCUUCUGUGUAGUCCAGUGUAAGCUAUAUAGGAUAUCAUCCUGGGAAUUCUCUGUUUUGUUUUGUUGUGUAUAUUUGGGUUACGUUCGUACGAAGUGGCUUAAGCCUUAAAACAGACGAAUGUAAGAGAACCAUAGUAAAGUGUAUAUAUUAUAUACGUUCAUAUAUAAUAUAGGUGUAGACAUGUUUUUAUCACAAAAGGUCAUUAUUUUCAUUGUAACUGUGUCUCAGGUGUUGCUCUCCCUCUCAUACGCACACACAGACAUACACACGUUGUCAUACACACAUCAGAACAGACUCUGCCUUUUUGAAGGCUUAAAAAGGGUUUAUGUCAAACUAUAAAAAGGUGGCCGUUUUUCUGCACACAUUUUUUUGAAUUGGGAUUUUAAACAUUGUGAAAACAAUCUUUGGGAAGUGUGGUGCAGUCAUUUCUAUUUGCCAGUGAUAUAAAAUGAAUAAAAACAUUUGAAAGCCUUGUUUACCUA